Messenger RNA from Iphiclides podalirius (scarce swallowtail), 7215 nucleotides. Lineage: Eukaryota; Metazoa; Arthropoda; Insecta; Lepidoptera; Papilionidae. The record is from the annotation of a GenBank genome assembly.
AUGGGACAGACCAUAUUCACCAGUGGUACUGAUAAUAAUGAAAUUAAAAGGUUAAAAAAUUUACAAUCAUUGGACCAGAGGGAAAUUGAAAGUACAUUUGACUAUACUGAUGCUGAUAAAACAGUUGAAACAGAUUCCGUUGUUCAUCCUUUUAAUCCUGAUCGGAAGGCUUUAACAUCAAUAAAUGAUUCAGAGAUAAAACAAGAGAAUGUUGUGAUGGAGAGUAAUGUUAAAACAGAAGUCCAAGAAGAUAUGCAAUCUGAUCAAUCUAUUAAACAAGAGACAGAAGAUAUGGAAACUAAAAUACCGAAAACAGUACUUCAUAAUAGAAGUUGUAUAAAAGAAAAACUAGAAACCUCAUCAAGCACGGAGACUCUGAAUAAUAAUCCUGAAGUAUUAAUGUUGACGGCUGAUAAAAUGAUGAGCAAAGAACUACAAUUAUUGUAUUCGCAACCUGGAGUAAACGAUGAUACACCUCAUAUUAACAACAUAAUAACAACCCCAAAUACAUCAACUAAAAAUCCUAAAAUAGCAUGCAAAAACGAUGAUAAUAAAAACGCACGACACAAGGAAGACGUUGAAGACAAUUCAUCUUCGGAGGAAGAAAAACAAUGGGUCAAUACGAAGGAGAAGCUGUUGAAGAAAUUAGAGAAGACGCAGGAGGAUUUAAGAAAGAGGCGCGGUAGAGCCGCAGAAGAGUUUCUGCUGUUGCAUGAAUGUGCAGGAUUUUUCGAGGAAGCAACAUGUCCUGAUAAAAACAGCGUGAAGGAGAAUUUGGAGGAAGCUAAACGUGCAAAGAUUGUUAGCGAGUUUUUGGAGAAACACGAUGGCCCGGAGAUGCCCAGAAGGAAUUUGGCAAGGAGAGGUACUCGCUCCAGAAGGAGCAUAUUGGAGGAGCAAAAACAAUUGAGUGUCCUGACGGGUCCUGAGUUAUUCGGCGAAUCCUCCGGCGAAGCAGUUAUGGCGGGGAAGAAAGGCUCGCAAACAUUCGGCAAGGGGCGGCGCAACAUCAGAAAGGUCAUAGACAAAAAAUCUCUAGCGAGGAGUACGGUGCUGGCCAAUAAGGAAGAGUUUGAGCGCAAGAAGCGCCUCGUUGCACGCCGGGCCCAAUGGAAAGAGUUGCUCGGCAGCGAGGACGUGCUGGUAGUGGACGGAGAGGUUUGCCUAGAGUACGAUUUCAAUGUGGGCCGGCCUAUUGUUAGCAUCCACCCUUACUUCACGAGCACCAUGAAGGCGCAUCAGUACGACGGCGUGAAGUUCAUGUGGGACGCGUGCUUCGAGAGCCUGGAGCUGGUGCGCGCGGGCCACCCGGGCGGCGGCUGCAUCCUCGCGCACUGCAUGGGCCUCGGGAAGACGCUGCAGGUGCUCGCCCUGCUGCACACGGUAUUGACUCAUCCACACGUGGGUAUGCAACGCGUUCUGGUCUGCUGCCCGCUCUCCACCGUUCUUAACUGGGUGGACGAGAUACACAAAUGGAUAGGCCCCGUUACAAACAAUAUCAAGGUAUUCGAGCUGUCCAAGCUGAAGAAGACCUACCAGCGGGCGUACCAGCUCGAGGACUGGUACAACGGCGGCGGCAUCUUCAUAAUCGGCUACGAGCUGUUCCGCAACCUGUCCACGCUGGACCCGAAGCUGGACGGCCUCAGGCCGACCAUAGUGGCGAAGAUACGCGCCGCGCUGCUGGACCCGGGGCCCGAUAUCAUCGUCUGCGACGAAGGCCACCUGCUGAAGAACGACAGCUCGGUGCUGGCCGUGGCGAUGAGCCGCGUCGCCACCAAGCGGCGCAUCGUGCUCACCGGCACCCCCAUGCAGAACAACCUGCGCGAGUACUACUGCAUGGUCAACUUCGUCAAGCCCAACCUCCUCGGCCGCUACUCGGAAUACGCGAACAGAUUCGAGAACCCCAUAAUGAACGGCCAGCACCGCGAUUCGAGGGAGGAGGACAUAAAGCUGAUGAAGGCGCGCACCCACAUCCUCCACAAGGUGCUCGAGGGCUGCCUGCAGCGGCAAGAGGCGUCCGUUCUCUACCCGUACCUGCCGAAGAAACACGAGUACACGGUGUUCAUACCGCUGACCAAGUGCCAGAGCGACCUCUACAAGCACUACCUGGCCCACUGCACCCGCCUGGGGAAGCACAGCGUUCUCAGGGACUUCCACGUGCUGCAGAAGAUUUGGACCCACCCGCAGGUUCUGCAUCUGUUCCAAGUGAAGUCUCGUCCUAGCGACGAGAAUGCCAAAGUUAAAGCGGAAAAGCUGGAGGAUGAUCUGGCUCGUGAGGACUUGACCGCCAGCGAAGACUGCAAGCCCGACAGCACGGAGGUCUGGUGGCUGCAAUAUCUAGAAGGUGGCGAUAUGCUCCAAUCCUUGGAGAGCUCCAACAAACUGCUCGCCGUUUUCCGCAUACUUGACGAGUGCACCGCCCUAGAUGACAAAGUCCUGAUAUUCUCGACGUCGCUGUUCUCGAUGGACACGCUGGAGUACUUCCUGAAGCGCAUCAACGGCUGGAGCCUGGGCAAGGAGUACUACCGCCUGGACGGCUCCGUGCCGCCGGAGGUGCGCCAGAAGUGGUGCCGCGAGUUCAACUCGCCCAACAACACCACCACCAAAUUGUUCCUAAUAUCGACUCGGGCCGGUUGCCUGGGACUCAAUAUGACUGCUGCGAAUCGCGUCAUCAUCUUGGACACAUCAUGGAAUCCAGCGCACGACGUACAGAGCAUCUUCAGAGUCUACCGCUUUGGACAGAAGAAAGACUGCUAUAUAUAUAGACUUGUGGCAUUGGGUACGAUGGAGCAGAAGAUCUACGAGAGAGCGGUUACAAAGCAAGCGGUGGCGUGUCGCGUUAUUGAUGAGCAGCAAAUUGACAGACAUUACAACAUGGAUGAGCUAACGGAGCUGUACAAGUUCGACGAGACGGGCGCCGGCGUGGCGGGCGGCGUGGCGGUGGGCGUGACGGACGUGGCGCUGCUGCGGGUGGCGCGCGACGCGCCGCUGCACGCCGUGCACGAGCACGACUCGCUGCUGCGCGGCUCCGCGGAGCAGCAGCUGCCCGAGCACGAGCGCGCCGCCGCCUGGCAGCAGUUCGAGCGCGAGCAGGCCAGCAGGCAACUAAAGAACCUAGGGGGAAGAAAUCGAUCCCCCACCUUUACCAUGCCAGUGAAGCGACUCCACGGCCACGACUACGCGAAGUCACCAAUUAAACCACCAGAUACCAAUGAAUCUGCAGUUAACGACAGCACGAUAGAUGAAAAAGUAACUUUACGAACAAGAAGGGAACGCAAGUGCACUUUAAAAUAUCGUGUCGAUUUUGAUGAAGAACCGUGCACUAGUGCGCAAGCCGCGAUCCAGUCACCGAACACAAAUGACGUUGACAAGGAAAGAUUAGUAGUUGAAAAAAUAAAAGCGAUCUUGAUUCAGCACAAUUUCCAAAACAAGCACGGGGCCGCCGAGAUAUCGGCCUUGGUAAACAGCGUGCGAGAAGUUAUAACCGCUGGCUUGAAAGGUAGCCCUUCCGAAUCGAGCAACGUUCUCACGGCGAGUAUAGCGAAAGCGUUGAUCGAUUCUAAAACUAUAAGCACCCAAUCGGCCGGCUCAAUCUCCGAAAGGUUCGCUCAGGAGCCUAAGAGGGAACCAACACCCGACACUGAAUCGCAAGACGAAGUCGACGAUUCGCAGAACAAGAUUCAACACGAAACCGAUAUAAUAUCAGUGGAUAAGAAAGUGAACCUCAAGCGGAAAGCUGAAGGGGAGGACGUGCCUCCAGUGACUGAAGACAGCGCAACCGGCGCGAAACGGAUGAGAAGGGCCGCUCUAAAUGCGAGAAAGAAAUUUAGCUUGAUCGAUUCCGCUUUACCUGUAAACAUUGACGACGACGACGAGGAGUGGACUCUCGAGGAUAACAAUAGCACACAGCCGCUUAGGCUAAACAAGAGUGAGAACAAAGCGCGGCCUGAGAAUGCCGCCAACGGGAAACUGUCGAGCUGCGAUAACACCGCCGCCAGUGGCGAACAAACGAAAGCAGUGACGACCGUCCAUGUCAGAGCGGCUGUAGCGGAAGAAAGCAUUCUACUCAGCGACGACGACGACGUGAUAAUAUGGGACGGCGAGCCAGAGCAGGCGGCCGCAAGCAAAGAGGACGAAGAGCCAAAGGGGGCAGCCACAAGCGAAGAGGACGACGAGCGAAAGCGGGCAGCCGCAAGCGAAGAGGAAGACGAGCGGGUGCCGUUGCACGAAUCGGUGCUGAAGAGCCCCAGCUUCAUCAAAAUAGUGGCGCACACCUAUCAGUCGCAGAAUCCCGCGCUCGAAGACGGCGCCGCGCAGCUAGCGGCUGCUUACGCCACGCAAAACGUCCUUAAGGCCAUCCAGGCGGGAAACGCCGUUUACGACGGCCCUAUAUACGACUUAGCUAUGAAGAUAAUCACCAAGGAUGUAUUAAAGAAGCUUCACAAUUCCACUUCAAAAAUGACCGAAAACUUAAAGAUGAAUCAGAACGAAGACAUUGAUAAAACGCCCAAUAAGCCUUCUACAAGCCAAACCAAAGUUGAUAGCGAGCCUUCGGAAAUAGACAAACUAAAAACAUCACGGACCGAAAAACACAUAAACGCCUCUUUCAUAGAAAAAGGCGUUAGCGAACGAACGCAAAAAACGGAAGAUUCUCUUACCCACGGCAGGCAAAAUUCACAAACAAAUGAAGUGCUAAAUUCUCGAUCACUGGAAAAGGAAAUUGCCGGAUUAGAAGAAAGCCAAAUUUCUAGAACGCGACAACUGAAAACUUAUCAACCUCAAACACCAGAGAAGCAUGAUUCACGAACACAACAAAGUCAAACAUCUAAAACACAACUAGUUAACACUUAUCGAGCACAAAAACGAGAGCACUCUCCAGCAAAAGAAGAGCAAAUUUCACAAACACAGGAAAAGCAAUAUUCUUGGUCACGUGCAAUACAAAAUUCUCAAUCACAACAUGUAGAAAAUUCUCUAACAGAAAAUGUGAAAAUUUUGCGAACUAAAGAAGAGGAAAAACCUCAAACUCAAAAAAGUGAAAUCUCUCAAAUGCAACAAGUGAAAAUUUAUCAGGGAAAGAAAAGUCAAUAUCCUCCAACACAAGAAGGGCAAAAUUCACGACCACAAGUAAAACAAUACUCCCGGUCACGAGCAAUUCAAAAUCCUCGAUCGCUGUUAGUGGAGAGCUUUGGAGAACAAGAAAUGCAACAUUCUCGAUCACAAGAAACGCAAAUUUCCCGAGCACAAGAUGGGCAAACUUCUCGAACACAAGAAACACAAAUUUCCCGAGCACAAGAUGGGCAAUCUCGAACACAAGAAAGGCAAAAUUCGUCGGACUCGGACGAUUUAGUACUGAUUGUGGACCCUGCAGGAAACGAACCACCUACUAAAAUCAAAGACAGAGGUAGCAUGGAAGAUUCAAAGUCAAGGCGUAUUAAAGACAACGUGUCUAAGGUGUAUUUCCCAGUGAAACAUAAAAGUGCACCCAACGCCAUUUCUACUACGAAUGCGCCAGCUUCCGUCCAGAAGUCAGCCCCUGUUAAAAUUGUCAUUUGCGGAGGGCAAAAGGCGUGUCCAUUCAAAGAGGAGCCGCCGAGAAGAGAAGGAGGUCCGGAGAAAGACGACGGUGAUGACGUCGUCCAAGUGAUGGUCGUUGACCCCCCCAUGCCUGCCGUAAGCAGCAUUCCGAAAUUGAAGAGACGCCACUCUAGACAUAUGGCUGUCAACCGUGUACUGGCAACCGACGUACUAGUUUCGCACCGCCCACCGACGCACCCAGCUGACACAUCUAUUCAAAUAAUCUUAGACCCCAUCACGACGGCAUCGGUAAGCCAAGUCCCGCCUGUGGAAGAGCCGCUCGUAAUAUCCGACAUCGAUCCGAUCAUAGCUCCACCCUCCGAGGGGGCUAACGUACUACAAAGCACCGACGCCCCAGGUUCGGAUGCGAUAUGCAUAGACAGCGACGAGGAAGAGCCCCUCCAGAUGCAGGAGAUGCCAAUGUCGCAGAGUCCCGAAACUCCGCAAGGCGGCAAGCCACCAUCUCAUGCGCUGACCGAAUCAUUAGAGGAUGUUGGACUAAAUGAAGCUGCAUCCACAUCCGCACAAAAUCUUGAAGAUACUGCAGCCGGCCAAUCCGAUCGUACACCAGAUAUCCCAAUAGAUAUCGAUGAUUUAUAUGGAGACCACCCAAAGAAUCUUAACCCUCCCAAACUUAGCACCGACGACGGCACUUUCAUCGAGGUCGACGACGAGGCCGAUUACGUCAUCGAUGAACAUCCGCCUGAUGCUAGCGCAAACGCUACACCGAUCGCGACUGCAGCGGUGCAUGCCAACGCCCCCAAAUGUGUCAAAAUCCUCCAAGUCGUGAAUUUCCUCAACGCUAAGAAAGCUGCCGCCAACACGAAUAAAGCUGUCGACAACACGAAUAAAGCUGUCGCCAACACGAAUAAAGUUGUUGCUAACACGAAAAAAGCUGUCGCUGACUUGCACGGUAAGGAGAAACGCAAAAUGACCGCGACUAGUUCCACGGAAGAUCCGGUCCAGAUAUUACACGAGUUCACUCGCACUCAAACUGAUAACUUAGACACCACGGAUGAAACUCAAACACUACAACCCGCUCCGGCCAAAGAAGGUAACAUUUGGACAAACACGAGUGCUAAAAAAAUCGUUUCAAACCAGAUCCUCCCCAUACGCAAACAGAUUAAUUCCACCAGGCCCGCGCCUCUAACGUUGCUGCUGAAAAAAAUCAAACAGAUAAGGUCAUUAAACACGAAGACGAAUCCGACCUUGAAACCACUCUCAGAGGCGAAAAAGUUGGCAUUGACAAAAGUUGACACGGGCAGUAGUGGUUCGACGCGAAAAAUCGUGAGCGUCAAAAGAGACAGCGGUUCUAAAGGCAAAAGUCCUCUCGUAGCGAAAAGCGACGCAACGAAGAGCUCCAGCGCGAUUGUCGGAUCGGCGAAAGAGAUUAUGAUCAGUCGUCGAGUGGACACAACUCCGCCGAUGUCCAGCACGGUCGACUUGACGAAUAUAUAUACUAAUUGCGAGGCACCGAUAAAAGCCAACGUCGGCCAAACCAGUGAUUGCAAGAAAAGGACGAUAAAAUCCACCAACUUAGGUUCAGCGAAAAAACCGAAAACUGGUUCUAACAAACUAUUAACUCUGAAGGAUUUCAACCUUGACGACAUUGACGAUAUCGAUGAUAUCAUAGAACUUGAC